Molecule: messenger RNA, 3997 nt
Organism: Dalotia coriaria
Lineage: Eukaryota; Metazoa; Arthropoda; Insecta; Coleoptera; Staphylinidae
Product: xanthine dehydrogenase-like
Exons: 10
Coding region: 24-3911 (1295 amino acids)
Molecular function (GO): 2 iron, 2 sulfur cluster binding; iron ion binding; FAD binding
Source: RefSeq, a predicted model, not a curated record
UGUCCGGCGACAGUGAUCCCGACAUGGCGGCGCAACCUAUUAAAAACAUGGAAGUGAAAAAAGAAUCUUUUCUGGAGUUUUACAUCCAUGGGGAGUUAAAACGCGUUAAUACAGUUGGACUCAAACCGGAAAUGACUCUGAAUGAUUACAUACGUAAUAAUUUGGGUUUGACUGGUACGAAAAACAUGUGUAAAGAAGGCGGGUGUGGUAUUUGCAUUGUUUCUGUAUCGAUUGAAAAUCCAGUCACAAAAGUACGCGAAGUAUUCGCAGUCAACUCAUGUUUAGUGUCGAUUUUAUCAUGCAACGGUUGGGACAUUACCACCAUUGAAGGUGUAGGCAAUCGGAAAAAAGGAUACCAUGCAAUUCAAGACAGAAUUGUGAAAUUAAACGGCACGCAGUGUGGUUUUUGUACACCUGGCAUGGUCAUGAACAUGUACGCAUUGCAACAGUCUGGUAAAACCAAAAUGGCCGACAUAGAAAACUCAUUCGGUGGUAAUACCUGUCGUUGUACCGGUUACCGUCCUAUACUAGAUGCUUUUAAAUCUCUUGCUGCUGACAGCGAUGAAGCUUUAUUAGGUAUCCUGCCCGAUAUUGAAGAAAUCAAACUAUGCAAAAAAGAUGGAUGUGAAAAAAUAUGUCCGACCCCAUGCGCUACAACCCCAAAAACACCAUUAUAUUAUGACCUAGGCAGUUCCUCUGAAUUACAAAAUGUUGGAAGUGUAUCAUCAGAACAAGUCUGGUUCAAAGUCUCCACAGUGGCGGAGAUCUUCUCGAUUAUCAACAAUCCAAACAAUGAAAACAGAAGUUAUAGGUUAAUCGCAGGCAAUACAGCCAAAGGUGUAUACAAGGAUAUGAAUAAGAGAGAUUAUUAUAUUGAUAUUAGUGGUGUGUCUGAGCUGCGCACGCAUUCAUUAAGUACCACACGUCUGACGAUUGGUGCAAAUUGCACGCUUGCGGAAACGAUGGACAUUUUCCUGAAUAUUGCCGACAGAGAUGAAGGAUUCAAACAUCUGACCAAAUGUGCUGAUCAUUUGGAUCUUGUUGCUAACGUCGCAGUUCGAAACAUUGGCACACUCGCAGGCAACUUGAUGAUUAAAUAUGCGCAUAAAGAAUUCCCCUCGGAUGUUUUUCUAAUUUUGGAAAUUAUGAAUGCGAAAAUCGUUAUAGAUAAUGGAUCUGCGGUCCAAAGUGUUUCACCCGCUACUUUCUUAAACUACAACCUAACAAAAAGUAUAAUCCGACGUAUAGAGAUCCCACCCCUUGACAACACGUUUUUCCUGGAAACCUACAAAAUCAUGCCACGUGCACAAAAUGCCCAUGGGUACGUCAACGCCGGUUUCCUGUUCCGCGUGCGUAACAAUUCCGUAGUCGCCGCAUCCAUUGUCUACGGUGGUAUUAACCCUAACUUUGUGCAUGCCACAGCUGCUGAAAAGUACAUCAUGGGCAAGCAACUCUUCAACAAUCAGAAUCUCAGCGUUUUCUUUCAGAACCUAUCCAGUGACAUUCAACCCAAUCACUUCCUACCUGAUCCCAGCCCUGAAUACCGUAAACAACUAGCAAUUGCACUCGCUUACAAAUUUAUCUUAUCCCUUGCUCCUGAAACCACCCUAUCAGCAGAUGUUCGUUCUGGAGCUAAGAAAUUAAUCCGCCCGGCAUUAUCCACCGGUGUGCAGGAAUACACCGUCAAUGAAGCGAUGCUUCCGGUUGGUAAAGGUGUAACCAAAUUGGAAGCUGUGGAUCAAGCUUCCGGUGCUGCUCAGUAUACUUUUGAUCUACCUGAUGCCCCGCAUCAGUUACACGCUGCGUUUGUAUACGCAAAUUUUGCACCUGGUUCCAAAUUGAAGGAUAUUGGUACUUCUAAGGCUAUGGCCAUCACAGGGGUUGAAGCAUUCUAUAAAGCUGAAGAUAUUCCUGGGAAGAAUACGUUUAUGGCACCGAUUAAUCCCUUUUUUUACAAUACAGACGAGCCACUUUUUGUUGCAACUGGUGAUUUUUUGAAGUUUUAUGGACAACCUGUGGGGAUCAUUGUAGCUUCAUCCAGGGAUAUAGCCAUGGAAGCAUCUGCUUUGGUGGAGAUCACUUGUGAUCCUGCACAAACUAGUCCUUUAUUAACUGUUCCAGCUGUUAUGGCACAAAAUGCCACGGAGAGGAUUCAUCAUGUCAAUACCAUUUUACCAAGUAAAAUAGAUCGUGAAGCAAAAGUGAAAUUUGAAGGUACCUUCAACAUGGGUUGUCAAGCUCACUUUGCCAUGGAAAUGCAAGUGGUGCAAGUCAUCCCAACCGAUGACGGAGGUCUACACAUCCAACCCUCUACUCAAUACAUUGAUGGUGUACAAUACGCUGUCUCCGAUGUCCUAAAGAUGCCCGCUAAUAAGAUAACCAUCACCGUGAAACGUGUAGGUGGUGCCUUUGGGUCCAAACUCACCCGUUCCCAAUGGACAGCAUGCGCCGCUGCACUUGCCGCUUACAAACUCAACCGACCAGUCAAGAUGGCGCUGUCUAUGGAAGAGAAUAUGAAUGUCAUAGGUAAACGUAACCCGGCAUACUGCACCUAUAAAGUGGGCACAGAUGAAAACGGAAUCAUCAAAUAUCUUGACCAGAAGAUCUACAGUGACGUAGGGGCCUACCACAAUUGUGUACCUGUCAUGCAAACACUGGAUGCUUUAACCAACACCUAUGUAUCUAAUACGUUUGAUCUGGAGUAUAAUUUUGUUAUUACUGACACACCUGCGUCCACAUGGGCAAGGGCCCCAGGUGCAGUUGAAGGUAUAGCUAUGUUGGAGAAUGUUUUGGAACAUAUUGCUUACAAAACAGGGAAAGAUCCACUUGAUGUGAGGAUGGCAAAUAUAAACCCUGCACAUACUACACUCUUGUCAAUGAUUAACCAGUUUAUUGUCUGGUCGGACUACAGGGCACGCCGGAAAGCAGUUGAUGAUUUCAACAAAGUCAAUAGAUGGCGCAAGAAGGGACUGGCUGUCAUUCCAAUCAGUAUCUCACUACAGUUUUUGGUUAAUCAUUACUCGCAGAUUUCAAUUUAUCAUAUUGAUGGGACCAUUGCGGUGUCACAUGGUGGAGUGGAGAUUGGUCAAGGUAUCAAUACCAAAGUAGCGCAGGUGGUUGCUUAUGAGUUUGGGGUACCUAUUGAGCAAAUUGUUAUUCGACCAACGGAUAAUAUGAUAUCGCCAAAUAACUUUGGCACUGGUGGUGCCCUCACUACUGAAUCAGUUUGCAUGAGUUUAAAAGCAGGUUGUGGGAAACUAAAAGAACGCAUCCAAUGGGCAAAGGGUAUUGCCAACCUCCCAGAUGAAACUCCAUGGCCACUAUUGGUGAAGAAUGCCUGGGCCCUUGGUGUAACCCUAACAGAAAACACAAUGUUUGUACAAGACCCUAAUGGACCCAACAAAGCUGAUUAUGUCAUCUACGGAGUAUGUGCCACCGAAGUGGAGGUAGAUAUGCUUACCGGAAGUCACAUCAUCAACCGCGUGGAUCUUUUUGAAGACGCCGGUGACAGUUCCAACCCUUUCGUUGAUAUUGGUCAAGUCGAGGGUGCGUUCACCAUGGGUAUGGGAUACUGGACCAUUGAAAACACUGUAUAUAACCAUGAUGGUCGUAACAUGACCACUAGUACAUGGAACUACAAACCACCAGGUCCCAAGGAUAUUCCUGUUAAUUUCAGGGUUAAACUACCCUCAAAUCAGCCGAAUCCAUCAACACCUUAUAAAAACAAAGCAACAUCGGAACCACCAACUUGUCUUGGAUUCUCAGUACCCUUGGCAAUCAAGGACGCUUUGAAAUCAGCACGGACCCAAGGCAAUCCGCAAGCUGACGGAUGGGUACCAAUCGAUGGUCCAUUUACCGUCGAGAAUAUAUUCAUGAAAUGCAUGAAUAACUUCAACCAAUAUCGUCUCUAACCUCAAAACUUACCUACUCAAUGUAUACAGGGUGUUGGAAUUUAUUACACGGUGACAGCAAUCAAUAAAAACAAAUUGUUUUAUUA